AUGGGUCGUAGAAGAAGCAAGAGGAAACCUCCAGCGAAAUCCAAGACAAUUCAACCACUGGAGACACAAUUCACUUGCCCAUUCUGUAACCACGAGAAGUCCUGCGAAGUAAAAAUGGAUAGAAAUCGAAACACAGGAAUAAUCACAUGCCGGGUGUGUUUGGAAGAUUUCCAAACACAGAUUACCUAUCUUUCGGAGGCAGUUGACGUGUACAGUGACUGGAUAGACGCAUGCGAACAAGCGAAUCAGUAGUAGCAGUGGCUAAUAGAUAUACAAUAUUAUAGUUAGUUAUCAAUUUUUGAAUGUAUGAAACGUCUCGAUUAUUGAUGUCUCUCUUGCGAGGAUUAUCAUGUUGACAAUGCUUGUGACUAGUGCACCUGUGUAAAUAUAGUGAAGUCUUUGCUGGUGCAUCCAUCCACUUGUGUGCGCGAGAUGAUCUUAUAGAUGGAGCAGAACACCUUUGUAAGACAUUUGUGUGCCAAAGCAAUUUAUUUUAUCGCUUAUCUUA
Priapulus caudatus is the source of this 508-nucleotide messenger RNA. Its product is annotated as transcription elongation factor 1 homolog. The coding region runs from base 1 to 252 and encodes 83 amino acids. Gene Ontology annotation, cellular component: transcription elongation factor complex. The record is from RefSeq and is a predicted model, not a curated record. Gene Ontology annotation, biological process: transcription elongation by RNA polymerase II. Lineage: Eukaryota; Metazoa; Priapulida; Priapulimorpha; Priapulimorphida; Priapulidae. Gene Ontology annotation, molecular function: RNA polymerase II complex binding. The transcript has 3 exons.